AUGAUGCAUAUAGAACCUCUAAUAUUAGAUCCAAUUAAACAAUUAAAAUUCGUUGAAAAGCCAAAGUAUUUUUAUAAAACUUCUUAUAUAAAUAUUCCCUGCAUUAAAUAUAUUGAAAAAAAGUAUGUUGAUUUACACGAAAAUUAUAUUUAUAAAAAUUUUUAUGUUAAAAAAACAAUUUACGUUGAAAAAAUUAAACAUAUACCAAAGAUUGUAACAAAAGAAAAAACUAUAGAAAUUCCUAAAAUUAUAUAUAAAAAUAAAUAUGUAGAUAAACCGAUUUAUGUUAUUAAAAAUAAAAUAAUUCAUAAACCAGUAAACAUGGUAAUAGAAAAAGUUAUACCCGUUUUAGAGGGAAAAACGAGAAAUGAGCAAAAAUACUUAGAUGAAAUAGAAAUAAAAAAUUUAUUUUUAAAAAUAAAAGAUGCUAAAUAUAUUACAAAUAAUAAAAAUUACAAUAAUGUUGUUAUUAUUGCAUGUAAUAUAUUGGAGGCUCUUAUAAAAAAGAUUUGUGGUAAACAUUAUAAAGAAUUUUUCAUAUAUUUGAAGAGUUGCUUUAAAUGCUAUAAAAAUGUGUUAGAUAGUAAUAACAAUCACCAUAACAUAAAUGGUACCUUAUUUUUGAAAGGUAAAAAUAAUGAAAGCUUUUUAAAUAUAAAACGGGAAAUAGAAAAAUAUGAAGAACACGAUAUAUUUUUUAAUAUGGAAAUAAAUAAAUUUAUAAAUUGCAUCUCAGAAGAGAAUAAAAGUAAUUUAUAUAAUAGUUUUAAAGGAAAGAUAAAAAAUGAAAAAACACCUUACAUAAAAAAUAUGAAUGAAUUAAGAAAAAAGAUAAAUUUAAAUAAUUAUUCAAUUGAUCAUAAUAUAGAUAAGGAAAAUGAAAGUAAAUUUCCAUUAAUUUCAAAAAAUGAUAAAAAAAAAAGUUCUGAAUGUCCAAUUUUUAUUCCAUAUAAAGAUUUUGUAGAUAAAAAAAAUAAAGAAAUUCAUUUAUUAGAAGGGAAAUUACAUAAAAAUUGUAAUGAAAUUAAAACGUCCGAAUUAAAUAAAAAUUUUAAAAUAAAGAAUAAAAAAAAUUUUAAACAUUUUUACGAAAAAAAUUAUCCAGAUUAUAAUUUCGAAUCUUUUAAUAAUGACAAAAAUAAUAAUUUAAUUUUAAGCAAAAUAAAAGAAAAUGUAUAUAAUAAUAAAAGAAUAUUGAGAAAUGAUGUAAUAAUGCUAAAUUCUUGUGGAAAAAAUAGGAAACAAAACAACAGCAAUAUAUUAGAGAUGAAUUAUAAAAAGAAAAAUAUAAAAGAAAUAUUAUAUAAAAAAAAUUCAAGUGAAUCUGAUAUAAUUAUAGAUGAUUUUAUAAAAAAUAUUAGAAAUAAUAAGUUGUUACAUAUAACUAAGACAAAAAAAAACUCCAUAGAAAAAAGAAAAAGUAGAAAUGAAAUUUUCAAUAUAAAUUCAUCAUUAAACAGUAAUUAUUACAAACGUUUUGACGUAAAAAAAUUUGAAAAUGACAAAAUAGAAACUUUUGGAAAUGAAAAGUUUAUUAGAAAUUGUAAUAAAUCAAGUAAGUUAUUAGACUAUGGAAAAAAUACUAAAGAAAAUGAAAACAUCCUUAUAUUAUUAUAUAAAAUUAUUAAUGAAUUUAAAAUUAAUAAUGAUUACGAAAAGAAUAAUAAGAAAACUGAUGAAAAAAAGAUUAUAUAUAUUUGCAAAACACAGAACAUUAUAAACAAAUAUAAAAAAUUAUUUGAAAAUUAUAAUAAUGAUAUAAAGAAUUUGCAUUAUUAUUUUAAAAAAAAUGAAAUAUUUUUAUUGAAAGAUAUACUGGUAUAUAUCAUUGAGAUAAUGAAUAGAAUAAAAUACGAAUACAGAGGAAUGGAAAAACAAAUUGAAGAACAAAUUUAUGAAAUAGAAGAAACUAUUCGUAAUAGACAAAUAUAA
Plasmodium gallinaceum is the source of this 1932-nucleotide messenger RNA. RefSeq names its product conserved Plasmodium protein, unknown function. The record is from RefSeq and is a predicted model, not a curated record. NCBI's taxonomy places the organism in Eukaryota, Apicomplexa, Aconoidasida, Haemosporida, Plasmodiidae. The transcript has a single exon. Bases 1 to 1932 code for a protein of 643 amino acids.